CGGGCAACCAGAGAGGGGGUGGUAGCUGCCGCCCGGACAGGACCCGAAGGCUUUUCCACGUUUGCAAACGCCGCUGCGCGCCUAGACUCGACCCGCGCCUCCCGAGCUCCACUCUGCGCCCGCUCUCUCUCCUGUCUUCGCUGCCCGGAUGGCGUUCAGGGCCCGGGGCUCGCGACCCCUGCCGCCGCCGCUGCUGCUGCUGCUGCUCUGGGUGACCGGACAGGCGGCGCCUGUGGCCGGCUUGGGCCUGGGCUCCGACGCGGAGCUGCAGAUCGAGCGGCGCUUCGUGCCAGACGAGUGUCCGCGCACCGUGCGCAGCGGUGACUUCGUGCGCUACCACUAUGUGGGGACGUUCCCCGACGGCCAGAAGUUCGACUCCAGCUAUGACAGAGGCUCCACUUUCAACGUGUUCGUGGGAAAAGGACAGCUGAUUGCAGGGAUGGACCAGGCUCUGGUUGGCAUGUGUGUGAAUGAGAGGCGUUUUGUGAAGAUCCCCCCAAAGCUUGCCUACGGAAGUGAAGGAGUCUCUGGUGUGAUCCCCCCAAACUCAGUGCUUCAUUUUGAUGUACUUCUGAUGGAUAUUUGGAAUUCUGAAGACGAAGUUCAGAUUCACACUUAUUUCAAGCCCCCAAGUUGCUCUCGGACCAUCCAGGUGUCUGAUUUUGUAAGGUACCACUACAACGGAACAUUCUUGGACGGGACACUGUUCGAUUCGAGUCACAAUCGCAUGAAAACCUAUGACACAUAUGUGGGAAUUGGCUGGCUGAUUCCUGGAAUGGAUAAAGGGCUGCUGGGCAUGUGUGUGGGGGAAAAGCGCAUCAUCACCAUACCUCCUUUCCUGGCCUACGGGGAAGAUGGAGAUGGGAAAGACAUUCCUGGACAGGCAUCCCUGGUAUUUGAUGUUGCGUUAUUGGAUCUCCAUAACCCCAAGGAUAGUAUUUCCAUUGAGAACAAGGUCAUACCUGCAAACUGUGAGCGGAGGAGUCAGAGUGGGGACUUCCUCAGGUAUCAUUACAAUGGCACACUUCUGGAUGGCACCUUCUUUGAUUCCAGCUACUCGAGAAACCGAACCUUUGACACCUACAUUGGGCAGGGCUAUGUGAUUCCUGGGAUGGAUGAAGGUUUACUUGGUGUUUGCAUUGGAGAGAAGCGAAGGAUUGUGGUCCCCCCACACCUGGGGUAUGGAGAGGAGGGAAGAGGGAACAUCCCUGGCUCAGCGGUGCUGGUGUUUGACAUCCAUGUGAUCGACUUCCACAAUCCUUCUGACUCCAUCAGCAUCACUUCCCACUACAAGCCCCCCGACUGCUCCGUGCUGAGUAAGAAGGGGGAUUACCUCAAGUACCACUACAAUGCCUCGCUUCUGGAUGGGACCCUGCUGGACUCCACGUGGAAUUUAGGCAAGACUUACAAUAUUGUGCUGGGAUCUGGACAAGUCGUGCUGGGAAUGGACAUGGGUCUCAGAGAGAUGUGCGUGGGGGAGAAACGGACGGUGGUCAUUCCGCCCCACCUGGGCUAUGGGGAGGCUGGUGUGGAUGGGGAAGUGCCCGGCAGUGCUGUCUUGGUGUUCGACAUUGAGCUGCUGGAGCUUGUGGCCGGCCUGCCUGAGGGGUACAUGUUCAUAUGGAACAGCGAAGUGUCCCCCAACCUCUUUGAAGAAAUUGACAAGGAUGGCAACGGAGAAGUCCUCCUAGAAGAGUUCUCAGAGUACAUUCAUGCCCAGGUGGCAACUGGCAAAGGGAAGCUCGCUCCUGGUUUUGAUGCUGAAAUGAUCGUGAAGAAUAUGUUCACCAAUCAGGACCGGAAUGGAGAUGGGAAGGUCGUGGCUGAGGAGUUUAAACUUAAAGACCAGGAGACCAAACACGACGAACUCUAAACCUGACAUGAGCCAGCUGGUGCCAGGGAGUGUGUGACACCAAGCCACCUGUUGUGGCAGAACCUGCGGUGAGGGUGUGAGGGUCUCUAGGAAGGUCUAUCAUUAGCAAGUAGUAGGUGGGUGACACAGUACCUGGUACAUACAUCGGGGUGGGUUGAUAUACAUGUGAGAAUUUGGGGUAGACUUUCAGUGAGGGAAGACAAAAUCGGUAUAGAAGGCCUUGGCAUGAUAUGUAUUGAAGGAUUGGAAGGGCUGUACUGCCAACUGUGAUUUGUGAGCCUUCUAGGAAAUUUUGUAAUUAAAGGCAAAUAAUAUGUAGAAGUUAUAAACACCUUGGAGGGAAUAGGAGAAGUGGUGUCCAGGUGCCUACCUAAAGAGAUUAAAAAAAUUUUUUUUAA
This is a messenger RNA of Marmota monax (woodchuck), 2271 nucleotides long. It is a transcript of the gene Fkbp9, whose product is annotated as FKBP prolyl isomerase 9. Gene Ontology annotation, molecular function: calcium ion binding; peptidyl-prolyl cis-trans isomerase activity. The record is from RefSeq and is a predicted model, not a curated record. The transcript is spliced from 10 exons. NCBI's taxonomy places the organism in Eukaryota, Metazoa, Chordata, Mammalia, Rodentia, Sciuridae. Bases 149 to 1873 code for a protein of 574 amino acids.